AUGGCCGACGACUCCCUUUCCAUCUAUGAUGAGAUUGAAAUCGAAGACAUGACCUUCGAUCCUGCCAUGCAGAUUUACCAUUUCCCCUGCCCGUGCGGCGACCGUUUCGAGAUCGCCAUCGACGAUCUGCGCGACGGAGAGGACAUCGGCGUGUGUCCGAGUUGCAGUCUGAUGAUCCGAGUGAUCUUUGAUGUGGCCGAUCUCCCCAAGGCGGACACCCAGCAGACUGGCGUUGCUGUGCAAGCGUGA
Molecule: messenger RNA, 249 nt
Organism: Penicillium verhagenii
Lineage: Eukaryota; Fungi; Ascomycota; Eurotiomycetes; Eurotiales; Aspergillaceae
Gene: dph3
Product: CSL family zinc fnger-containing protein
Exons: 2
Coding region: 1-249 (82 amino acids)
Biological process (GO): protein histidyl modification to diphthamide
Molecular function (GO): metal ion binding
Source: RefSeq, a predicted model, not a curated record